AUGUGUGUUCCCCAAGAGGAGGUCCCUGAAGGCGAGGGGAGACCAGGACACCGGAUCACAGCCAGUGUUGUUCAGAGAGUGUCCAAACAAGAGGAAGAAAAGAUGUCCCCAGAGCAAAGAGAGGGGCCGGCUCAAAAGACGUCAUCCAAAAGGACGGGGCCCUCUGCCGCAGCACUGCCACCUGUCAUGUUAGAUCUACUUUACGUGUUCCUGCCAACAGUCCUCAGCCUUGAGCAGAGUUAUGUCCAGGUGAGCAGAGGACAGAGGCAGAGGGUGGUGGUGGUGGUGUUGGUGGAGCAGGGGCAGUGGGGAGGGGACUGGAGUGUCGGACUGUCCGCACGACGUGGAUCGAUCGGAGAGUCUCGCUGUGAAGAGCUCCGGCCGCUGAGUGAGAUAAAAGCAGGAAGUGCAGAUGUGAGCCACGAUCACCGCCUGAGAUCAGAGAUAAGAGACAGAAGUACAAACUAG
Molecule: messenger RNA, 468 nt
Organism: Knipowitschia caucasica
Lineage: Eukaryota; Metazoa; Chordata; Actinopteri; Gobiiformes; Gobiidae
Source: the annotation of a GenBank genome assembly